Bombus pyrosoma is the source of this 1427-nucleotide messenger RNA. RefSeq names its product lipase 3-like. The coding region runs from base 144 to 1334 and encodes 396 amino acids. Lineage: Eukaryota; Metazoa; Arthropoda; Insecta; Hymenoptera; Apidae. The record is from RefSeq and is a predicted model, not a curated record. Gene Ontology annotation, biological process: lipid metabolic process. The transcript is spliced from 8 exons. Gene Ontology annotation, molecular function: hydrolase activity, acting on ester bonds.
UUAACGUACAAUGCCUGAAACUCAUUCAUAGUGAUAAAGAUUGGCGCUAAAGAGGAUGACAAAUAUGUACAUAUAAUAUUUCACUUUACGGAGAGUAACUUGAGCGGCAGUAUCACCACAUCUUUACUACUAAAUAUUUCAAAAUGAAAGGUCAGAUCGUCAUACUUUUAUCGCUAUGUGCUCUCUCUUCUGCGAUUUUGUCCAAUUUUAAUGGCAAAUUAUUUCAUCGUAAUGAAAAUCUCAACCCAGAUGAGGAACUUAAUACACUGCAGAUGAUAAGAAAAGACGGUUAUCCAGCCGAAGCACAUGUAACGUUAACGGAAGAUGGUUAUCUAUUGACGAUGCAUCGGAUUCCAGGGAAACCUGGAUCUCCCGCGAUUUUCUUGCAACAUGGGCUGUUAGGUAGUUCUGCAGAUUGGGUUAUAUCUGGAAAAGGGAAAUCUCUCGCUUAUUUAUUAGCUGAUCGUGACUAUGAUGUAUGGCUCGGAAAUUUUCGUGGUAAUACAUAUUCAAGAGCGCAUGUCUCCUUAUCUCACAAAGAUUUAAAAUUUUGGGACUUCAGUUGGCACGAGUCGGGUAUUUAUGAUCUGCCGGCAAUGAUCACUUACAUCGUAAAACUGAAGGAAAAUUUUUUGAGAGCGUAUAUUGGAUUCUCAAUGGGUACAACAUGUUUCUACGUGAUGGCUAGCGAACGGCCGCAAAUAGCAAGACUGUUGCAAUCAACGUACAGUCUUGCUCCAGUAGUAUUUAUGAAACACGUAAAAAGUCCUUUACGAUAUAUAGCUCCGUUUGCAUAUGAUAAGAUCAUUUUCUCUCUAUUGGGAGAAGGUGAGUUGUUACCGCAAAAUAACGUUUUAAAGUUCCUAUCAAAAUAUUUAUGUACCUUCGAAUCCUGGGAGGAAAAAAUUUGUGCUAAUUCGCUGUUUGUUCUUACUGGGUUCGACAAAGCGCAAUUUAAUUACACGCUGUUGCCUGUGAUUUUGAACCAUGCACCAGCUGGUACGUCGUCGAAAACCGUAGUUCAUUAUGGCCAAGGAAUAGAAUCUGGAGAGUUCAAACAAUAUGACUAUGGUGCAAAGCGAAAUAUGGAGAUUUAUAAGAGCACCGAACCACCUAAAUACAAUUUAUCAAAAAUUGCAAUGCCAAUCAUAUUGUUUUGCGGCAAUAACGAUUGGUUAUCUAGUCCUGUUGAUGUGAUGAGAUUAAGUAACGAAUUACCAAAGAAACCAAUUAUUUAUAAAGUGCCAUUCGCGAAGUUUAAUCACAUAGACUUUCUGUGGGCUACAGACGUUGUUGAGCUAGUAUAUAAAAAGUUGCUUGAUAUGCUGAGCUAGUCUGUGAAAUAUUAAAAACAUGACAGACUUAGGUAUUAUUUACUAUUUAAUGUAUGCAAUGGACACAUUUAUAGAAUAAAGAAUAUCUUAUUA